AUGGCAACAUCCACAAAAACUGAUCAGUACAACGAUAAAAAGUCCUACGUGGUCAAAGAUAUGAUCUGGAAAGAUCAUAUAUCGAAAAUUGAUUAUGCACAAAAAACUCACGAUGACAAAUGGGGUUUUCUCAAUAGUCUUCAACCUCAGGCAUAUUUCCUUGUUGCAGCAUACGAUCCUAAACGAUCGCCCAGAGCGCUAUUAGCUCGCACUGAUCCGUCGUUGGUCAAACCGAAAGAAAAUCCGAACGAAUUACCUCAACAACAUGUCACUGUUCAUCCAUCGCCUCGGCCCAUACCAACGACGACAAGUAACGAGAUCGGCUGGCGAACAUCGGACAAGAAAUGCACGUUGGAAAAGUUCGGCAAAUACACUCGCGGACAAGAAUCAUUGCAUAAAAAAUUUAAAUGGCCUAUUGAAGGUUUUGAUUAA
Adineta ricciae is the source of this 432-nucleotide messenger RNA. The record is from the annotation of a GenBank genome assembly. NCBI's taxonomy places the organism in Eukaryota, Metazoa, Rotifera, Eurotatoria, Adinetida, Adinetidae.